Messenger RNA from Schistocerca serialis cubense, 1281 nucleotides. Its product is annotated as poly [ADP-ribose] polymerase tankyrase-1-like. Lineage: Eukaryota; Metazoa; Arthropoda; Insecta; Orthoptera; Acrididae. Gene Ontology annotation, molecular function: protein binding. The transcript is spliced from 3 exons. Bases 1 to 1281 code for a protein of 426 amino acids. The record is from RefSeq and is a predicted model, not a curated record.
AUGGAGCCCACCCAGGAGGUUAUGGAGACCACAGCCGUGGACCUGGGCGCCCUUCUGGACGCAGGGGACGGCGCAGUCGUCACACUGGUGGCGGGCGGCACACGUCUCGUGGCGCACAGGGCCGUGUUGGCCGAUAGAAGCCCCGUGUUUGGCGCCAUGUUUCGCCACGACACACUGGAAGCCUUCAAUGGUGAGGUCGCAAUCGCGGACAUGGAGGGCCCGGUGCUGCGCCAGCUAGUCGCCUACCUCUACACCCUCCAGGCCCCUCAGCUGCCCAGCCUGGCCCCCGACCUGCUGGCAGCAGCUGAUAAAUACGGCGUGUCGGCCCUGAAGGCUCGCUGCGAGCAGCACGAGGCCGCUCAGCUGUCCGUCGAGACUGCGGCGGCCGCAGCUGUUCUGGCGAUCAGGCACUCCUGCACCAGCCUCAGGCAGGCCGCCGUUAAUUUCAUUAAGGCCAAUGUCGCCCAGGUUAUGACCACACGAGGCUGGGCUGACGCAGUGCGCACUCAGCCAGAAGAAGUGGUCACACUGAGUCAGCUGCUCGCGAGUCCUCCAGCAGAAAGCAGCGCGCCGGCCUCUGCAGACGGCAGUGGGCCGCAGGGAGACCGCGGCCGCACCUCUGCCACUGCUGCGCCGCCCACGGCUGCCCGCACCGCUCCUCCGCCAGAUGACUCUGCCGUGUCUCGCCUUCGGAGCCUUCCUGAAAAGGAGAAGAAUAGCAGGCUGAUUCAAGCAGCGAAAGGGGGUGCAGUUACUGAGCUGCAGACGCUGCUGGGAGCUGGUGCGGACGUGGGAGCGAGGGAUGAGGGCGAGAGCAGGUGGACCACCCUGCACUGGGCUGCAGACAAGGGACACGAGAAGGCAGCGAGGUGCCUUGUGGAGGGUGGAGCAGACAUGAACACCAGGACCAGCGGCUGGCAGGAGACGCCCCUGCACAGGGCUGCAUACAGUGGCCACGAGGCUGUGGCGCGGUUUCUGCUGGAGGCAGGGGCGGAGGUUGAUGCCAGGAACAAAACGCAGAGCACGCCCUUGCUCUUGGCUGCAGAGAAAGGGCACGCGGCGGUGGUGCGGCUGCUACUGGCCUCCACGCCUUACCACAGCGCCAGGAAUCAGUGGGGGCGAACACCGCUACACGAGGUGGCUCUGAACGGCCACGCAGAGGCGGCCUCUGCACUGCUCGAGGCAGGGGCCGACCGCUGGGCGAGGAAUAACGAGGGCAAUACCCCACUGGACCUCGCCAGGCAGAAAAACCACCAGCAGCUGAUAGACAUGCUAAAGUGA